This is a messenger RNA of Varroa destructor (honeybee mite), 2081 nucleotides long. RefSeq names its product mitochondrial ubiquitin ligase activator of nfkb 1-like. Gene Ontology annotation, molecular function: ubiquitin-protein transferase activity. NCBI's taxonomy places the organism in Eukaryota, Metazoa, Arthropoda, Arachnida, Mesostigmata, Varroidae. The record is from RefSeq and is a predicted model, not a curated record. Gene Ontology annotation, biological process: protein ubiquitination; organelle organization.
AAAUUUUGCAGCGCCAAGGUUACUGGCUAGUGUUGCUGCAUCAACUCCGUCGGCUGUGCGCAGUGGACCUGGAUCGUAGUGCGCGUGUGCUCACGACAAAGGAGCACGCAGUCUUGGAUGCUAUUAAAUUUGCUGCGUCGUGGAUGCCCCCACGCUCAUCUGAUAACAACAACAUCGAGAACGGCACCAACUGAGUCGAAGAGCGCCUUCUUGGCAGAUCAUACAAAAUGGGAAUAUGGUGGGACAUAGCUGAAAAUUUCAUGACCGCCGAUACCGUCUGUUUUGUAGUUAACGCGGCUACAUUGGGCAUAUUGCAUCGGGUGUACAACAGCAAAUACCAUAAUUAUGAAGCAGUGAAGACAGCUCGCCAGCUAGAGAUUAGCGAACACUUAGACACUAUCCUGCGGGAGGACUAUCCCAAUGGCACCUGCGUACACGCCGUCGUUCGGGGAACAGUCAAAGCAACUCAGAAGCCCCUAGAGUCUAAAUUUGCUCAAGGGCAAAAAGGCGUUAUUCAACGGCUAAUGGUCAUCGAACAUAAGAUGAAAUGGAAUCCCAUUUCGCGAUUUUGGACGCACCAGGAGCGCGUGAUUCAGGACCGCGUAGACACUACGCAGUUUGUAUUAACGUCACUAGCGACAGCUAACCCUCGAGCGCGUGUUGAAGUGCCUAACCCCUUGGAAAGUGCUUCGAUCCCUCUGAAAGCGGUGUAUGAUAAGUUCACGCCAAAUAAGGAUGGAUUCGAAAAAUCCUUUUUCGGUUGGCUCGAAGGUGAACAACCACAGGGAAUCCAAGAACAGGAAUAUCUUCUCCCUGAAAAUACCAUUUUGACAGGCUUCGGUACGUUAGUCAGAGACGAAACUGGUUCCGUAUCGCUAGUGGUACCUAAAGAUGGUACCCAGUUGAUUCUUACGACGGAAACACAUUCGAAGCUAAUAGAACAGCUCCGCAAAGAGUGUCGCUGGGUAGGGUUAGGAGCUUUCUUUUUUGGGAUGACGUGCACAGCGCUAGCAAGCUAUAUGGCGUACCGCAUCUAUACAAAUUAUCGGCGCCAACGACAGCAUCGCACGGAUUUUAUGCGUCGGGACGAGCUUCGCCGGAAACGCCGAAAGGAGGCGAGAGAAGCUGAUGCUGUUGGCUCUCUAAGUGGAACUCCGCAGUGUGUCGUCUGUCUGACGAACGCUGUAGAGGUGCUGCUUCUCGAGUGCGGACAUCUUUGCCUCUGCACGGAUUGCUGUGAACAGAUAACGGACAACAUAUGUCCGAUUUGCCGCUGUAGGGUAGUUCGGCAAGUCGCAGCUUAUUUGCCUUAGGAAGAGGUAAUUGACGCCGAAAAGAUGGGCUGCCACAGUUUAACGGGGAACGCCAUAGGGUUUUAGCUCGUCCAGGAAGGUUGCCUGCCACGAUAAAACAGUCAGUUGAACUUGAAAUUCUACAGUGUUAUUGUAUUACUUUGUAGACCAGCUACUGACUUGAUAUUAUUAGUCCCAUGUAUAGGUAAAGUAGGGCGGGAGUAGAAAGGAAAAGCAAAGACGAUUGCAGAGAUUAUUCUAUGGCUAGUUUGCAAAUAUUAAAAUGAAAUUAAUAUGUUAGUAGAAAGUUGGUACGGUGACGAGCUUGCCGAACAAUAGGAAAAAGCCAAGGAAAGACUAAUGGCUUAGAGUAGUAUCACAUAUAAUUGGGGAGAAUUUUUUCAGAAGGUUUUUUCACAGUUUUUAUAACUGUGAAAGUUGUAUGGUGAGUAGCUGCUUUCAAUUUGACAAUUACUGGUUGGAUCCAACAAACCGACUGUAUGAUACAUGUAGAUGUAGACUAUUAUUGAUAUGUAGUUGCUUGGUUUUUCUCCAAAGUAAAACUAUGAGAGCCUAUUUUGCUCAUAUACGAGAGCUGCAAGUGUGGUUAUAUAUGGAAACCUGUUGUGCCCCGACGAAUCUGUCAUUGCUGCUCGGAUCAAUACAAUUAGCAGUGGACAGAUCAACAACAUAAUUGGAUACGCUCAGCGAAGUAAGUUUUUUGGUACACUGAAAUGAAUGCAUGUGAUUUUAAAUAAAGUUGCUUCGGUGACAACCUUUUUCUCGGGA